Alosa sapidissima (American shad) is the source of this 4572-nucleotide messenger RNA. RefSeq lists its product as uncharacterized. The coding region runs from base 1 to 4572 and encodes 1523 amino acids. Lineage: Eukaryota; Metazoa; Chordata; Actinopteri; Clupeiformes; Clupeidae. Gene Ontology annotation, biological process: DNA integration. The transcript has a single exon. The record is from RefSeq and is a predicted model, not a curated record. Gene Ontology annotation, molecular function: nucleic acid binding.
AUGGCCCAAACGUUGGGUGGGGAGUCAUUGGGCUUGACAUUAAUAGGCACACGACAACUCAUUGGCAAAUGUCCAGUAGUAGAGGUUAAGAUUGGGGGUGUGGCGGUGGCUUGCUUGCUGGACACUGGCUCUAUGGUGACUACAGUCACCCAGAAAUUUUUCGAGCAGCAGUUACAACCCCUUUUUCACACUGGUUUACAAUCUUGUAACUGGCUUAAGUUAAAAGCAGCAAACGGCUUGGAGAUACCAUACUUAGGAUAUCUAGAACUAGAUGUACAUCUUUUUGGCCGAACCCUGCCUAAAAUGGGUAUCCUCGUCAUUAAAGACCCAGCUGACCCAGACGCCCAGGCCCGCAAAGAUUCUGUUCCCGGCCUCCUUGGAAUGAACAUUAUCAGCAAGUGCUAUCAAGAAUUGUUUGUCGACCAUGGCAGCGCCUUAUUUCGAUCCCCUGAUGUCCGGCAGGCUGGCAGGGUGUGGCAGCAAGCCCUGUCUGAAUGUCAACAUCUUGAACGUGCCUUGGAGAGUGGCAAAGUGGGUUCUGUACGGGUGCAGCCAGGGCCAGCGAUCCAAGUGCCAGCAGGGUCCAUGAAGCUGGUUCCAGCCACUUGCCACCCAGGAUUGGGGUCCACACUUCCGUCUGCUCUUCUAGAGCCUGUAUCGUUCACUGAUGGCCAUCUGCCAGGUAACCUGCUCAUUCCAACAGCUUACCUUUCCGUCACUUGUGGCCGGGUUCAAGUGCCAGUUGUUAAUAUAGGAUGUCAAGAUCAGUGGCUUUGGCCAAAGACCGUGCUCGGGAAACUUUAUGUUGCCACCUCACCGGUUUCUGCUUCUGCCAUCAACUUUGAAAUCCAGGGAGACAGUCACGAGCAGAUAGCCUUUAUCCAGUCCAUUCACACAGGAGAACACACCGAUACAAGCUUUUCCCAGCUUACCUGGCCCACAUUGUCAGAUCAAGAACAGCAGGAAGCUCGCGGGCUGUUGGAGAAGUACAGCAAUACAUUCAGUCAGAGUGAUGGGGACUUAGGAUGUACCAACUUAGUCCAACACACCAUUCCCUUGCUGGAUGAUGCCCCUGUGCGGCAACGGUAUCGCCGCCUUCCACCUUCUCAAUAUGACUUGGUGAAAAAGCACGUCCAAGAGUUGCUAGACCAUAACAUCGUCAGGCCCAGUUGCAGUCCUUAUGCAUCACCUAUUGUGGUGGUCCAGAAGAAAGAUGGUUCAAUUCGCCUGUGUGUCGACUACCGCCAGCUCAACGCCAAGACACGUAAGGACGCAUUCCCACUCCCCAGGAUAGAAGAGUCCCUGGAUGCAUUGAGUGGAGCCAAGUGGUUCAGUACCUUGGACUUAGCCAGUGGCUAUAACCAAGUCCCAGUCAGCGAGCAAGAUCGUGAGAAGACCGCGUUUUGCACGCCCUUUGGGCUUUUUGAAUUCAACAGGAUGCCCUUUGGGCUGUGUAACGCUCCAGGUACUUUCCAACGCUUAAUGGAGCGCAUUUUUGGAGAUCAGAGCUUCCAUGCCCUCUUAUUGUACCUGGACGACAUCGUGAUCUUCUCCACCACGUUCCAACAACACCUUGAGCGCCUAGAGAUGGUAUUGACCCGACUUCAGCAACAAGACCUGAAACUGAAGCUAAAGAAAUGCCGUUUUUUUCAGACUGAGGUCAGCUACUUGGGGCAUGUGAUAUCUGCAUCAGGAGUGGCCACCGAUCCUGAGAAGAUCCGAGUGGUUGCAGAAUGGAAGAGGCCCUCCACAGUCAAAGAGCUUCGCUCCUUCCUUGGGUUCGCCUCAUAUUAUAGGCGAUUUGUGGAGGGGUUUGCAAGCCUUGCAGCCCCUUUGCAUAAGCUGGUAGGUGCCCUACAGGGUACCCGCAAGAGACCUGGGCCUCGGAUCCAGGGUUCCUUCGCACAGCACUGGACUGGAGCCUGUGAAACAGCCUUCUCAGCCUUGAAAGAACGACUGAUUCAUGCCCCCGUCCUAGGAUAUGCGGAUUUCACACUCCCAUUUAUCGUAGAGACUGAUGCAAGUAAUUCUGGGUUGGGCGCGGUAUUAUCGCAAGAGCAGGCUGGGCAGCGACGGCCAAUUGCAUAUGCCAGCCGAGGUCUCCGCCCCAGUGAAAGGAAUAUGACCAACUACAGUUCAAUGAAGCUGGAGCUUGUAGGCCUGAAGUGGGCGGUUACCGAAAAAUUCCGUGAGUACCUUCUUGGUCACAAGUUUACAGUUUACACGGACAACAACCCGCUAAGUUACCUGCAAUCAGCCAAGUUGGCGGCCGUGGAACAACGCUGGGUGUCCCAGUUGGCUCUCUUUGACUACGAGAUCAAGUACCGACCCGGCACCGCCAACCGCAAUGCGGAUGCACUGUCCCGACUGCCCUCUACCCCGGCCUCUCCAUCAGCUACCCCAGAGGUGUCUGUUCUUCCUCAAUGUUCCAUGCCAGGUGAGACCCCCGGGCUGGGCCCCCGGGUGGUUGAUUCACUGGAAGUGGGGGCUAUUGUACCCAGGGCUCCUGCCCUCCCUACGGGUGUGAUGCGAACUCAGACCCCCGGGCUGGGCCCCCGGGUGGCUGAUCCACUCAAGGUGGGUGCUAUCGUUUCAGGGGAUCCUCCCCUCCCUACAUGGGUGAUGCGCGCUGAGACCCCUGGGCUGGGCCCCCAGGGGGUCGAAUCCCUUUCAAGUGGGCUUGUCAUGCCAGGUGUUCCAGUUCCCCCGCAAUGUGCACUGAGUAGCGUGGCCCCUGGGCUGGGCCCCCAGGUGGCCAACAUCUGUGAAGUUGAAGCUGCACCAUCACGGAGUAAGAAGGACUUAAGAGUACUCCAAGCGGCCGAUCCUUGCAUUGUGGCAUUUAUGCGCUUUUGGAGGAGGAACCAUCCACCGACUGCUAUCGAAUUGAAGACCGCACCUGCUGGAGUUCGAGAGCUUGCCAGACAGUGGCCCCGAAUCAGAGAGAGAGAAGGUGUGCUGUACAGGGAAGUGCAGAUUCCCCCAUCCAGAGCCCAGGUUUUCCAGCUGCUGUUACCCGCAGCUCUGCGGGGAGAAGUUCUAACUGGCCUGCACAAUAACCACGGCCAUCAAGGAGUGGACCGGACUACAGCCUUAAUCCGUCAACGGUGUAAUUGGCCCAAGAUGUGUCAGGAUAUCAAGCGGUGGUGUGACGAAUGUCAACGUUGUACAGUAGCAAAAGCUACCCAACCCAGAGUUAGAACAUUUAUGGGCAGUCUUCUGGCUACCAGACCCCUGGAGAUUAUAGCAAUUGACUUCACCAUCCUUGAUCGGGCCAGCAGCGGGCAGGAGAACGUUCUGGUGGUGACAGACGUAUUUUCCAAGUUCACACAGGCGUAUCCCACCCCAGAUCAAAAAGCCAAGACUGUUGUGAAGGUGCUGGUGGAGAAAUGGUUCUAUAUCUACGGGGUACCACAGCGGAUCCAUUCUGACCAAGGCAGGUGUUUUGAAGGAGAGCUACUGCAUCAGCUAUGUGCACUGUAUGGCGUUCAGAAGAGUCGGACCACCCCCUACCAUCCGGAGGGGAAUGGACAGUGUGAGCGGUUUAACCGCACUCUCCACGACCUCUUGCGGACACUGCCCCCAGACAAGAAAAGAAAAUGGCCCCAACUGCUCCCACAGCUUCUUUUUGCCUAUAACACCACAGUGCAUCACUCCACCCAACACUGCCCGUAUGAAUUGAUGUUCGGGCAGAAGCCUCGGCUCCCCGUGGACCAGUUACUUGGUGUCAUAGAAGAUCCCCCCUACGCCAAUACAGCUGACUGGAUGGGGCAACACAAAGAACAUCUGUUGGCGGUGUAUAGUAAUGCCCGGGAAAAGCUGGAAGCUGCUGCAGUCUACCGGAGACGAGACCAUGCUGACCCCGCCCCCAUCCUGUCAAGAGGCACCUUGGUGUACUGUAAGAACCACUUCCAUGGUAGGCACAAGAUACAGGACAUCUGGAGUUCUACAGCCUAUGAGGUGUUGGAAUGCUUGGAUGAGGUGGGCACCCUUUACAAGAUCAAGCCCCUGGGUGACGGCGGCCCCUGCAAAGUCUUACAUCGCACCGAGAUAAAACCAGUCCCAGGUGGGACAGAGGGCAGGCAAACAGAGGCAAUCCACCACCCUCCGCCGGUGCAUGGAGCCGUUGGUACCCCAUCCCUAGUGGCUGAUGCCACUCAUCCUCCAUCUCCAACAUACAGGGAGGUUACCACCCCAGAUGACUCCGAGGACGACAGCAUUUGGAGAGUAUCCAUCACAUCGGCCAGACCAAGUACCAUAGGAAGCCACGACCCUCUGCCGGGCCUCAGAGGCGAGAGUUUACCGAGUGGUUCCACUCGAGCAAGCAAUGCGAGUCCACCCCUGCCCCCAGUGGAACAGUUGGUUAUACCACCUACAGAGGGAGAAUUAGGUAUGGAUCCCAUGUCACCAGAACCUGUAGAUUCCCCCCCUGUGCAGGCAUCUGGUAGCCCAGCUAGGAGCCCUAUACUCAUGUCUACCCUUAGACGUUCGAGACGCUGUACAGCUGGGCAACACUCUAAUCCCUUUCACCUACCACAGUCUGCCUCCAACUCAGGGUCAGGUACAGUGUAG